CGUAAAGUUAAUUUACGUCGCUCUCGGUGACGUGUUUUCGAGACUUCAGUCUGCCAAAACAAGGACCGUCGCUAGGGGAUAUCGUCGGUAAGUUCAUUGAAUACUUUAUGCUUUAUGUAUAAUCUUUAUUGAAGAACAUUUUAUCUAUAGAAGAUUUAGCGUUGCCAAAUUGUUGCUUUACUUUUUUGAUGCAUAGAAGCACAGAAACAUUUACUGCGUUGUAAUUUUUUCAUAUUUUAGUUUUUCAAAUAUCAACACAAACUUUUAAACUAUUUAUAUAUUUAUAAACUGAUAUAUUUCUAAGUCUUUUAAUAGUGUAUUGCAUAAUUUGAACAUACAAUUAAGUAUUCUAAUAAAUAGAAAAUGUCGUUGGUUUGGUUAAUUUCAGGACUUUGUUUUGUCUGACAGAAAAAAGACAAAGACACAGAACUUUCGUGUCAGAUGAUGGUCACCAUGGGGGUCAAAAUGUUUUGGACACUGGCUCUUUUCGUUUUCAUCUACACUUCACAAUCUCAAGGUAUCACGUGAUCAAGUUAUUAGUUAUUUACAAAAUAAGAUGGUAGUCAUCAAAUAAGGAAUUCAUACAUUUAAAUUUAAGAAAUGACGUCAUCAAAAAAAAAGGAAGUCCUGCAGUUUAAUUAAAGAAAGGACGUCAUCAAAUAAGGAAAUCAUACAUUUUCAUUAAAGUAGUGGAAACUUAUCGAAAUUCAAACUAAAUAAUUUUUUUUCUCCUUGGACAUCAUAUCUAUUGAAAAAGAAAAUUUGAUUAAAAAAAAUAAACCAUGAAUUUCGUAGGACAAUUUUGAGUAAAUUUUUGUCUCCUUUCUUAUUUGCUGUAAUUAUUUGAAAUUUGAAUACAUUCUCUAACUCAAUCAACGUGUGUUAAAUAGUAAUUAAUGAGCGAAACAACGUUUAAGAAAACCUGUCAAAUAAGGGAAGAAAAAUAAACGAACGUAUCGGCCAGAAGCCUUCAGCGAACAAACAACAGCAAAACCAACUUAAAAUACAAACAAACUAUAAGCUUUAAUGCAAUAUACGAGAGAAGCAAGAGUAAUAGGACAGACUGUAAGUAGUUGAAGUAUUAGCAAGAGGAUAGUGACAGAACACAAGUAGGUGAGAGGAAAGCAAUAGGAAUAUGACAUGGAAAAGGUAGAUGAAAGAAAAGUAAGAAGAAUGUGUCAUAACACACGUAGGUGAGAGGAAAGUAAGAAGAAUCUGACAUAACACAUGUAGGUGAGAGGAAAGUAAGAAGAAUGUGACAUAACACAUGUAGGUGAGAGGAAAGUAAGAAGAAUCUGACAUAACACAUGUAGGUGAGAGGAAAGUAAGAAGAAUGUGACAUAACACAUGUAGGUGAGAGGAAAGUAAGAAGAAUCUGACAUAACACAUGUAGGUGAGAGGAAAGUAAGAAGAAUGUGACAUAACACAUGUAGGUGAGAGGAAAGUAAGAAGAAUCUGACAUAACACAUGUAGGUGAGAGGAAAGUAAGAAGAAUGUGACAUAACACACGUAGGUGAGAGGAAAGUAAGAAGAAUGUGACAUAACUCAAGUAGGUGAGAGGAGAGUAAGAAGAAUCUGACAUAACACAUGUAGGUGAGAGGAAAGUAAGAAGAAUGUGACAUAACACAUGUAGGUGAGAGGAAAGUAAGAAGAAUCUGACAUAACACAUGUAGGUGAGAGGAAAGUAAGAAGAAUCUGACAUAACACAUGUAGGUGAGAGGAAAGUAAGAAGAAUGUGACAUAACUCAAGUAGGUGAGAGGAGAGUAAGAAGAAUGUGACAUAACACAUGUAGGUGAGAGGAAAGUAAGAAGAAUGUGACAUAACACAUGUAGGUGAGAGGAAAGUAAGAAGAAUCUGACAUAACACAUGUAGGUGAGAGGAAAGUAAGAAGAAUGUGACAUAACACAUGUAGGUGAGAGGAAAGUAAGAAGAAUGUGACAUAACACAUGUAGGUGAGAGGAAAGUAAGAAGAAUGUGACAUAACACAUGUAGGUGAGAGGAAAGUAAGAAGAAUGUGACAUAACACAUGUAGGUGAGAGGAAAGUAAGAAGAAUCUGACAUAACACAUGUAGGUGAGAGGAAAGUAAGAAGAAUGUGACAUAACUCAAGCAGGUGAGAGGAAAGUAAGAAGAAUGUGACAUAACACAUGUAGGUGAGAGGAAAGUAAGAAGAAUCUGACAUAACACAUGUAGGUGAGAGGAAAGUAAGAAGAAUGUGACAUAACUCAAGCAGGUGAGAGGAAAGUAAGAAGAAUGUGACAUAACACAUGUAGGUGAGAGGAAAGUAAGAAGAAUCUGACAUAACACAUGUAGGUGAGAGGAAAGUAAGAAGAAUGUGACAUAACUCAAGCAGGUGAGAGGAAAGUAAGAAGAAUGUGACAUAACACAUGUAGGUGAGAGGAAAGUAAGAAGAAUCUGACAUAACACAUGUAGGUGAGAGGAAAGUAAGAAGAAUGUGACAUAACUCAAGCAGGUGAGAGGAAAGUAAGAAGAAUGUGACAUAACUCAAGCAGGUGAGAGGAAAGUAAGAAGAAUGUGACAUAACUCAAGCAGGUGAGAGGAAAGUAAGAAGAAUGUGACAUAACUCAAGCAGGUGAGAGGAAAGUAAGAUGGGGGACUGAGAAAAUGUCUCGUGUGUCGUGGUAGGCGAGGAGAAUGGCACUUUUUAAAAAAUUUAAAACCUGUUUGGCAAUCUCUGACAUUGUGAGAAUAAGUUCAAUCCUGUCGUCAUUGUCAUUCGGACGAGGCCUGUAAUCAUCAGCACGGGUAAUAUUUUAAACUGUCAAAGCGCCGAUGAAUGCAUUGUCUUCGGGUAACACCUGCAAUGAUUUAGUACACUGUUAAAAUGUAUUCUACUUCUAUGUCUAAGAAAUCGAGCACCCCCCCUCCUCCACUUUCUUUUUUUGCUCGAAAUAUCAACCAUUGUGGUUUUGUUUUUAUUUUUAAUAUUAUUAUUUUAGAUUGAAUUCAUAGCAAGCAUUUAACAAACCAUUCAGCUGUAGUAAAAGCAAAACAAGAAGAUUCAACAUAAUUCUUAAAACGAGCAAAAGGAUGAUAAAUUGUUUCAUUUUGUUUGUUAAGUACCAAGUGUCGCAUGUUUUAAUUGUAAUACUGCUCGACUUCUUUAGAAAGAUCAACUAUAUUUGCGAAACAAGAAAACACAAUUUAUUUUACCAGCUCAUUUACAUUAGGACAUAGUGAUAUUUUUGUUUAUUUAUCUCAUUAAAAAUAAUUAUUACUUUUAAAAAAAAAUUACAGGUGAAUUUACCAAAGAAAAGAUAACAUACCUUACCCUGAAAGAUGGAGAGCGAUCCCAGUCAACAUACGUAGGUCGUGUUGUCAUUCAAAUCAAUAACGAAGAUGUUCCUGGUGCCAUCUGUGGGACUUGGACCAGAGAAGACGCCAUUGUAGUAUGCAGGAUGUUGGGCUACAAGUCAGUAGAUAUAUAUUUACAUUGAUAUGCUUUUUAUAGAGCAAAGUAUGAGACAAUGAUUGUCAUUUCCGGCUGAGUGACUUCGUUAUACACUUAUUUAAAUGUUUUUUCCAUUAAAAUAGAUUGAACUGACUGAGCUACAUUUCAUUCUUUUAUAGAAAUACAAACUUUAAGCAUUUCGGAUACAACAUAACUAUGUAAAAUAUUCUAUAAUCUAAGAUAUUCUUUUCAUUAUUAAAUACAUAUGUUUUGCACUAGAAGUGGUUUGUUGAAAUAUUAUGUAAUUGGACAUACAAUGAAUGUAUUCGAUCAUCGUGAGUUAAAACUAGCUUAAUUUAAAAUUUGGGAAUUUGUUUAGUACUACUAACAACUUGUUGCAUUCUUUUAUAUGAGGGUGCAUACAAGCUCGCUCACCAUGGCUCUAUUAUUAAUAAUAUUAUUAUUAGCGAUUUUAUAUAGCGCUGUACCCCAGCAUAGGGUUUAUCGAAGCAAUUUACAAAAAAUUACCAUCAAUAAUUUAAAUCAUUUGAAAUUAAACUGAUAGAUACAUUUUGUGAUUGAAAAAUACAACUUUACAAAAACUCUCUAAUGACGUUAAAAAAAUUAUUCAAACUAUUACCUGAUACUGAAUUUUCUAAUUACCACAUAAUACUUCAGUCUUCUAGUUAUUACUUAAUGUUAAAACUCAAAUCUUCUAUUUACUACUUAAUAAUCGAAUCCUCUAAUUACUACUUAAUACUCGAAUCUUCUAAUUAAUUCCUAUUUCAUUUAGUGAUGGCAACAACGUACCAUAUAUCAAUUCGUACAAAGAGGGAAAUCAUAAUUUUCUGAUGAGUAAUCUGAGAUGUACUGGUCAGGAGACAUCACUCUCAGAUUGUCCUAGGGAUCCAGACGUUAACUGUCCAUACGUCGUAAGUUUAAAAAAAAAAAUAGAUUUCGUUUGAUCUCACUAGAUAAUUUUUGGUACAAAACACACCUUCUUUAGACGGAUCUCACUAGAUUAGCUUUGGUACCAAAUACACCUUCUUUAGAGGAAUCUCACUAAGUUAGCUUUGGUACAAAACACAUCUUUUUAGAGGGAUCUCACUAGACUAGCUUUGGUACCAAAUACACCUUCUUUAGACGGAUCUCACUAGAUUAGCUUUGGUACCAAAUACACCUUCUUUAGAGGGAUCUCACUAAGUUAGCUUUGGUACCAAAUACACCUUCUUUAGACGGAUCUCACUAGAUAAUUUUUGGUACUAAACACACCUUCUUUAGACGGAUCUCACUAGAUUAGCUUUGGUACCAAAUACACAUUCUUUAGAGGGAUCUCACUAAGUUAGCUUUGGUACAAAACACAUCUUUUUAGAGGGAUCUCACUAGAUUAGCUUUGGUACCAAAUACACCUUCUUUAGAGGGAUCUCACUAAGUUAGCUUUGGUACAAAACACAUCUUUUUAGAGGGAUCUCACUAGAUUAGCUUUGGUACCAAAUACACCUUCUUUAGAGGGAUCUCACUAAGUUAGCUUUGGUACAAAACACAUCUUUUUAGAGGGAUCUCACUAGAUUAGCUUUGGUAUCAAAUACACCUUCUUUAGUGGGAUCUCACUAAGUUAGCUUUGGUACCAAAUACACCUUCUUUAGAGGGAUCUCACUAGAUUAGCUUUGGUACAAAAUACACCUUCUUUAGAGGGAUCUCACUAAGUUAGCUUUGGUACAAAACACAUCUUUUUAGAGGGAUCUCACUAGAUUAGCUUUGGUACCAAACACACAUUCUUAGAUGCAUCUCGCUAGAUUAGCUUUGGUACCAAAUACACCCUUUUUAGAGGGAUCUCACUAGAUUAGCUUUGGUGCAAAACACAUCUUUUUAGAGGGAUCUCACUAGAUUAGCUUUGGUACCAAAUACACAUUCUUAGAGGGAUCUCACUAGAUUAGCUUUGGUAGCAAACACAUCCUCUUCACGCGUAGUCACUAGAUUAAAUCUUCAACUGAAGAUGCAUAUACAACAAAUAAUCAUUAUGUCAAUUAAGGGGCUUAGGGUUAGGAAAUAUACGACUAUUGAUUUCAAUUUUAACUGCAUAAAUACACGGACAUUUGGUAGUGUUGACGGUUUCAUCUGAAAUACACAUGAAAUAUUAGUUUUUAUGGAAGUAUCCAUAGUUGAGGUGAUACUUGACCGAGGCAUACCUUAUCACACACCGGGCUUUAAGAGCAUAACAUCUGUAAAGGUCAAGGUAACAAGUGUUUUUAGUGACGCGACCUUAAUCUCAAAACAAAACAACAAGAAAAAAAAAACAAACACAAAACUGAGUGAUAUUCUUCUGUUAAGUGCAAACCUAAUAUUAAACAAAUCUGAGUUUUUUUAUUGUCCAAAUUUCAGAGUAAUGAUGUUGUAGUGUCCUGCACCAAUCCUACAUUAACUCCAGUGGAAUCAUACACCAAUGGCGUUGCUGCCAAGGCUAACAAAGUGACGUUAGCGCCAGUGUCAUUGUCCAGUCGCACUGAUUAUGCUGAGUACACACAAUGCCAGCCACGUAGGUUUUUUUUCUUCGCUUCUUACAUUUCUAAAAGACAUAUGACAAGGGGCGAGCCUAACAACAAUGACCAACUAUUGGGGAGAGCCAGGUGAUCUUUUCCCCAUGCAGCAAGACGGAUCAUUCUUAAACAAUGUGUUGGCAUUUAAGUACAAUACUUUCAUUUAGUACAACACUUUCAUUAAGUACAACACUUUCAUUAAGUACAACUCUUUCAUUAAGUACAACUCUUUCAUUAAGUACAACUCUUUCAUUAAGUACAACACUUUCAUUAAGUACAACUCUUUCAUUAAGUACAACUCUUUCAUUAAGUACAACACUUUCAUUAAGUACAACUCUUUUAUUAAGUACAACACUUUCAUUAAGUACAACACUUUCAUUAAGUACAACACUUUCAUAAUGUAGAAAGCUUUCAUUUAGUACAACACUUUCACAACGUGCAGCGCUUUUAUUAAGUUCAAGGCUUUCAUUGUAAUAGUAUAAUAAAAUAUCACCUUAAGUCUGUGUAACAAAAAACCUUUGAUUUAAAAGUCUGCAGUAUUUUUAUACCCCACAUCACUUGACAACCCCACAUCACUUGACAACCCCACAUCACUUGACAACUCACUCAAGUUACCCAAACAAUUUUCACACAUUGUAGUUGAAACAGUCAUGAAAACAACUCACCACGUCCAGUUAUACAACAUGGAAAAACACAGACUAUUAGGUCAAAACGUUUGUACAUGCUGCAGCAAUAAUCGUAUGUCACUCAUAAUGCCACAUCUCCCUUUUAAUAAGACAAUCAAUAGUUCAUCAAGCUAUGAAUGCACAAUUAUAUCAAUAUGAUUAGGGAAUAUUGUCCGUCUUUGAAUGCACAAAUGUUUCAAAUAUUGAUUGUCUUUAUCAAGGUAGCAUACUAGUGGUUCCACUUGCCUAUCAUAUCUUGUUUUCACUUGUGCUGGAAUAUGAUUGGUGGCAGUUUGUAGGCGACACAUUGACUACAGUCUCUAUUUCAACCUCUGGGUUGGUACCUUUUGGUUCAUGGGUUGGUACCUUUUGGUUCAUGGGUUGGUACCUUUUGGUUCAUGGGUUGUAUCGGGGAUUUCCUGUUCGAAUGCACCCGGAGAACUGCUUUGCCCGCAAAAUGUCUCUUUUAACAUUUUCCGAUUUCCUUGAUAAGCAAUCCCAUCGGUUGUCUUGACAAGUUAUGACCUUGGCGUGGAGACUUCUAUGACCUUAGUGAAGAGGCAUCUGAGAUAACUACUGCUGGCUGCCCUGGCAUGAGCUUUGAGGGCUGUUAUGCAUAUGGACACUGCUCCCAGGCUGAAUAUGUGGACGGCCCUUCAGUUUCGCAGUUUUGCUGUAAUUUCUUCCUUGAGUGUAUUUUUUUCUCUUCUAGAUGCUGGCCAUUUCUUUUGGGUCUAGAACUUAAGGCUUGAGGUAGGGGCAUCAGUAGCAGGAAGAGUUGAUCUUAGGCGUCUGCCCAUGUGUAGCUGUCAGAUGAAGGUAUAUUGGGGGGGGGGUGGAGCAUUUCUAAAUUGCAAGAGGAAUUUUCAUGAAUCUUGGCCCAAAGAGUUAGCUUUCUUUAAAAGUGUCUUUACUGCCUAUAAAGCGCUUUUAACCACGCCAUUGGACUGUAGGUACCUGUAGCUUGAAUUGAUUUGACUAGAUCUCCUGCAUUUUGAGAAUUUUAGAAACUCUUCACAGCAAAACUUGGGUCCAUUGUUACAAAUUACUUUUCUUUGGAUGCCAUGGUUAGCAAAUUGAGACGUCAUUUGAAUAAUCACACCACAAGCUCUGAGAAACGGAAUGAGACUAAAUUCAAAGAAUCUGCUGUAGUAAUAAAAAAAAAAGUAAAUUGUUGUUUCCAGUAUAAUUGAAAAUAUUAGCUCCAUUUUUUUUUGCCAAGGAAGCGCUGGGAUCGCGUUGGCCAUCAGAUGAUCUUUUUGCUGGGACAUUGGACAACCACUGCAGACUGAGCAACUCGAUAAAAUGUCUUUGAUCUGUGAUGUCAUUCUUGGGCAGGAAAUUAAAUUCUCUUGCUGUAGCCAAUCAUUUAUCACGCCCUAAAUGUCCCUGAUUAUGUCUCUUGAAGAUUUCUUUCUGCAGUGUUUUUGAAACUAUAAUUUGCUCUCCUUUGAAAAGUAAACCUUGGGUUUCACUUAGUUCUUAUUUGAAUCCAGCAUACAUUCUUAUUUCUUGUGGAAUCUGAUAUUUUCUAUCUGGCCAUAUUGCUAAAAUAGGCUGCCUUAAAUGUCUCAGAGUAGCAACGUCCUUUGCUUGUUGAAAUACUUUCAUUUUUUCUUCUGCAAAAAGUAGACUGUUGGCUAUUAGAUGAACCUGUGCGUCCCAGUCAUCACUUGAUGGAUAAUGCCUUGGUAGUGAUGAUCAUAAGAGGGUUUCUAAGAUAAAAAUUUCUUUGCCAGGAUUUAAUCCAAAACGAUUUCAUAUUUUAUGAGUCAUAGAAGAAUUCUCUGAAGCCUGGUUCGUGCAGAUGACAAAGGCUUUUAAUGGUCGUGUCCAAUGGCUUGUGAUCUGUCUCUAUUAUGACCUGGCGCUCAUAGACAGAGUAAUGUCUCUCAUAACAUUUUCUGAUUUCCUCGAUAUGUAAUCCCAUCAUUAAUGAAAGAAUGCAUCAUUCAACUUUAAAAAAUCCUUGAAAAUUACUUUGGUAUUUCUGGUUCAGUUUUGGCUUGGUUUAGGUCCUAACUCUAUGAAAAAAUUCAGGCGGUCUCUGUCGAUGGCUGUCUCUCGGACAGUGCUGAUUUGGUGUACGGAGUGUGACAGGCGUCCGUUUAGAGCUAUUCACAAUGUAUACCAGGCCACUGCUCCUCUUGCUCGAGAGGCAUGCUACGGAGAGCCAGUCAUUCUCAGAUGACACGCAGCUAUACAAGCAUAACCAUCCCUCUCUUGUCGAUUCCGCUGUCCGUACUUUGUGGGAGAGCAUUGGUGAUGUCGAGACAUGGAUGACACUCAGCAAGUUGAAGCUUAACAAUGACAAAACGGAAGCAAUUCUUAUGCACGAUAACAAAUCAUCCUUUAACUCAACCCUCCCCACUUCAUUUCAUGGAGGUAACUAAGACAUACAGUUUACAUCGUCCGCUAGGAAUCUUGGUUAUAUUCUAAAUAACAAAAUGUCUCUCGAUAAUCAUGUCUCUCACAUUUAUUGCUCUGCAUACACCGCUAUUCAUCAGACUAGCUCUAUUCGCCACUACCUCAAAGUUAGGGGGAAAAAAACCUAUAGUCCAUGCUCUUGUUCCCUCUCUCAUCUUGACUAUUGUAGCUCACUUCUUUCAGGUUCAUCAAAACACUUCUUAGACAAAUAACAAAAGGUUCGAAACUCAGCUGCAAAUCUAAUUCUAAAGGCGAAAAAAACGUGAUCACGUCACACCACUACUUCAUUCACUUCAUUGGCUCCCUGUACAAGCGUGGAUUGAUUACAAACUUUCUGUUCAUUUCCAUAACUUUUCCUCGAAUUCCUCCCCUUCCUUUCUCACUGAACUUCUCUCUGUCUAUUCACCCCUUCGACAACUUCGCUCCUCCGCAGACGCGCGUAUUCUUUCUGUCCCCAAGACUCGCACAAAAACACACGGUAAACGAUCUUUCUCUUUCUGUGCACCCAAACUAUGUAAUUCUCUUCCACUACACAUCCGCAAUAUACCGACCUUAACAGCCUUCAAAACUGCACUCAAGACACAUCUCUUUAAACUUUACUAUCCUGACUGAUGCCCCCACUAGAACCUCUCUAUCAGCGGGUACCACUGGCCUAAUAAGUGAGUUAAUUUUGAUUGUAUACUCUUCUUCCAUGGAAACAAGACCACUGAAUAUAUCUGCAAAGGAAGACAAUGUUUUGUAUCCAAUAACAUCCGCCCUUUUAAUAAGAUUCAGUGGAUGGCAACCCAGCAGUCCCAAAGUUAGCUUGGAUUGCGUGAUUACAAUUUAAAAUUCAAACCUCUCAGUUUGUUUCCUUGACUGUGCCUUUGAUCAAUGCCUUGCCUACAACACACACUCGUUCAGUACUGUAUGUCGUUAGCCUGGCAGUUGUCUUCGGCAGUGUCCUCCUUCCAAGUUGACUAAACAAUCUGUUGAGGAGAAUUUUUACCUGGGCUCCAAUCACAAAUCAUCCUCUACCUCAACUCUUCCCACCUCAUUUCAAGUAGGUAACUCCGACAUCCAGUUUACACCCUCUGCUAGGAAUCUUGGUUAUAUUCUUUCUAACAACAUGUCUCUCGAUAAACAUAUCUGUCACAUUUGUCGUUCGGCAUACACCGCCAUCCGUCAGAUCAGCUCCAUACGUCACUACCUCACAGUUAGCGCAACAAAAACUCUAGUCUGUGCUCUUGUUCUCUCUCGUCUUGACUAUUGCAACUAACUUCUGUCAGGUUCACCGAAAUAUUUUAUAGAAAAACUGCAGAAAGUUCAAAACUCUGCUGCUAGGCUUGUUCUUAAGGCAAAAAAACGCGAUCACAUCACUCCACUACUCCACUCACUACAUUGGCUCCCUAUACAGGCACGCAUUGACUACAAGCUGUCUCUUCUCUGUCACAACUUUUUCUCGGAUUCCUGCCCUUCCUAUCUAACUGAACUUCUUUCUGUCUAUUCACCCCUUCGACAACUUCGCUCCUCCGCAGACUCGCGUAUUCUGUCCGUUCCCAAGACACGCACUAAAUUAUAUGGUGAACGAUCUUUCUCUUUCUGCGCCCCCAAACAAUGGAAUUCUUUGCCACUACACAUCCGCAAUAUAACAACCACACAGGCCUUCAAAACUGCACUCAAAACACAUCUAUUUAAACUAUACUACUCUGACUGAUUCUCCUCCUAUAAACCGAUAAACGUACAUGGGUUUCCUUGUAAAAAUGUCUGGUGUGGGUGGAUGAAUAUACCUAUGGUGUUGUUUUGCUUAUAUGUUGUUUUUAUUUCAUUUAUGUAUUUUAUUUUAAUAUUAUGAUUAUGCCUCUUUGCUAUAUAUGUACAGCGCGGUGAGCCCAGCCCUAGGCCGGGGUACCGCGCUAUAUAAGACCACUUAUUAUUAUUAUUAUUAUCAUUUAGUGUGUGCGGGACAUUUUCUUGGUAGUUACUGUUUGUAUUUGCCCACGGUCUUCUUGAUAUCCCUUCACCUGACGUCACUGCCUGUGCACCACAUUAGUUACUCAGUAGUCUAUGCUGCCACUCCAUUGUCUCCGCUGACCUGCAUAUGUUUUCCGCCGUCAGGACAUUCAGGUCAGACUCUUUGUCCUUUAUCAACGAGUCUUCCACACUUUCGAAUGCACAUGACUUUGUCUGGGGUUUGAAGUCGACUGAAAAAUAUCAAAUGUGUCUCAGCCACUUUGACUUCAUCAAAAAGAAAUAAUGAAUGGUUUCCAUUUUUGUUAAAUUCUUCCUUGGUAAACAGUGAUUCUCAAAUUUCUUCAAAAUAGAAUGGACUGUGUGGAAAAGGCCUAUUUAUGUCACAUUUUUCGUCAGUUAAUUGAAUCGUAUUGGCAACUUCAACUGCAACCUGACCUAUCGACUGCAACCUGGCCUAUCAACUGCAACCUGGCCUAUCAACUGCAUCCUGGCCUAUCAACUGCAACCUGGCCUAUCAACUGCAUCCUGGCCUAUCAACUGCAUCCUGGCCUAUCAACUGCAACCUGGCCUAUCAACUGCAUCCUGGCCUAUCAACUGCAACCUGGCCUAUCAACUGCAACCUGGCCUAUCAACUGCAUCCUGGCCUAUCAACUGCAACCUGGCCUAUCAACUGCAUCCUGGCCUAUCAACUGCAUCCUGGCCUAUCAACUGCAUCCUGGCCUAUCAACUGCAACCUGGCCUAUCAACUGCAUCCUGGCCUAUCAACUGCAACCUGGCCUAUCAACUGCAUCCUCGCCUAUCAACUGCAACCUGGCCUAUCAACUGCAUCCUGGCCUAUCACCUGCAACCUGGCCUAUCAACUGCAGCAAAGUCAUGCUCAGCCCCUCUUUACUCUUGGUAGCCAGGCCACAGGCUGUCUUGUAAACUACAAAAGACUGCUUACAUCUCUUCCAAUGCACGGCAACAUUUCCAUUUAAUUUCAGCUGUGGUGGCUGGUGGUGUCGCUCCAUCUGACACCAUGUAAUAGUAUAAUAAGAUAUCAACUCUAGUCUGUGGUCUGUGUUGCAACUCACCUUUCAUUCACAAUUCUACAUUAUUUUUAAUACCCCACAUCACAUGACCACUCACUCCAGUUCUCCAACCCAUAUUCACAGAUUAAAGGCUAAAUAUUCCACAAUGUCCAGUCAUACAACACGCACAACGUCCAGUCAUACAACACGCACAAAGUCCAGUCAUACAACACCCACAACGUUCAGUCAUACAACACGCACAACGUCCAGUCAUACAACACGCACAGAGUCCAGUCAUACAACACCCACAACGUUCAGUCAUACAACACGACAAUCGGGUCGUAAACUUUAAUGAGUAAACACUACAACAGUAAGCGUCAGUCAUGCAUCAUGUCACAGUCAAUGAGUACAGUGCCUUUAUUCACUGCAACACUUUCAUUAAGUACAACGCAGUCAUUAAUUACAGCGCUGUCAGUAAGUACAACACUUCCAUUAAGUACAACGCAGUCAUUAAUUACAGCGCUGUCAGUAAGUACAACACUUCCAUUAAGUACAACGCAGUCAUUAAUUACAGCGCUGUCAGUAAGUACAACACUUCCAUUAAGUACAACGCAGUCAUUAAUUACAGCGCUGUCAGUAAGUACAACACUUCCAUUAAGUACAACGCAGUCAUUAAUUACAGCGCUGUCAGUAAGUACAACACUUCCCAUCUACUUUUCCAUGUCAUUUAAACUGGACAAAAGUAAACCUUUGAAUUUACGCAUAUUCUCACAUAUUAUACACAUAAGAUCUACAAGACUGUAUCAAUCAAUGUUUUAAAUUUUAAUUUAAGAGGAGUUUUUUUUUUAAUCGAUGUUGAUAUUAUUAAUGGUACACACUACUUAAGAAUAUCAAUAUUUAAUGGUACAUUAGGUUAUUUAAGUUGUCGAUAUUUGUUGCACGACGUUAUUAAAGUAGUGUUAGUGUUCUUAAUCAUGGAUGUAUGCUUUAUUGAUAAAAAAACUGAUACUAUAUAGUUAUACUUGGGGGUUCAUUAAAAAAAUGUCUGCGUGAUUUAUUCGCAUAAAGAUGAUUUUGGUAAACAUAUUUUAGAUAUACACCAUUAAGACAUUUUAAAAUAAACAUUCUAUAAAUAGCUUGUUAUAUUAUGAUAUAUAAUAUAUAUUUUUUAAAAUAAAAUAGCCAACCCCACCAUUAGGCUCCACGGUAUUAGAGACAGACCAGGUAUGGGCUAUGUCCAGGUCAAUGUCAAUGGUGAAUGGCAGUACAUCUGUGAUGACAAGUGGAGCGAGAACGAUGCUAAAGUUGUCUGCAGGGAGCUUUGCUACAGGUAAUUAGUGCAUACUUUUAGUGUGUGUAAGAUACACGCAUAAAUUGACUUGCAGCAGUCUAAUAUUAAUUCUGUUUAAAAUCUAAUGCAAACAGUUCGUUCAAUGUAACAUAGCAAGUUAGUAAACUUGUUGCAGUAUUUCCAAAAUAUAGGACUCUACUUUUAAGAUAAAAUUUUCACGGUUUUAAAAUGAUUUUUUUUUGGGGGUGGGGGGGUUUCUUCUGCAUGAAGGUGUCCCCACUCUCUUCCUUUCAGUCUUAAUAUGUAUCGUCUUAAAAUAUUUACAAUACAUUGUUUAACAUAAACAUAUUGGUUAUAUUCAUAAAUAUGUGCCCACAUUCAUGCCCGGCCUUAAACUGUAUGUCUUGUAAAUUAGGCAAACCUAGAUGUCCAUUAGGAUGCAACUAAAAUGGCAUCCUCUCUUUUCUAAUUUACAACUUUUUGGAGGAAUGGGUAUAAUAAUGUAAAUGUAUCCACCGUUUUUCAAAGCCAAUGAACUCUAAUUUCUUAAAAUGGCAUAACAUAUUUUUAUUAGUUUAAAAAUUGAAACUUCUAUGUGACGUCAUCAGAUUUAAAUACAUUCAACAACAUACAAUGUGUUCAUCAUCUUUACUUAACUUGAAAUACAGUUUUAGAGGGUUUUUAAAUGCACUAUCUAAAUUAGUUUUCUCCUCAUCUCCUCAUGUCCCCUAGUCCUUGGACCGUUGGGGCGCCACAGAUGACAUGUGAACCAUCCUCCUCCUCAUUUCCUCAUGUCCCUUAGUCCUUGGACCGUUGGGGGGCCACAGAUGACAUGUGAACCAUCCUCCUCCUCAUUUCCUCAUGUCCCUUAGUCCUUGGACCGUUGGGGGGCCACAGAUGACAUGUGAACCAUCCUCCUCCUCAUUUCCUCAUGUCCCUUAGUCCUUGGACCGUUGGGGCGCCACAGAUGACAUGUGAACCAUCCUCCUCCUCAUUUCCUCAUGUCCCUUAGUCCUUGGACCGUUGGGGCGCCACAGAUGACAUGUGAACCAUCCUCCUCCUCAUUUCCUCAUGUCCCUUAGUCCUUGGACCGUUGGGGCGCCACAGAUGACAUGUGAACCAUCCUCCUCCUCAUUUCCUCAUGUCCCUUAGUCCUUGGACCGUUGGGGCGCCACAGAUGACAUGUGAACCAUCCUCCUCCUCAUUUCCUCAUGUCCCUUAGUCCUUGGACCGUUGGGGCGCCACAGAUGACAUGUGAACCAUCCUCCUCCUCAUUUCCUCAUGUCCCUUAGUCCUUGGACCGUUGGGGCGCCACAGAUGACAUGUGAACCAUCCUCCUCCUCAUUUCCUCAUGUCCCUUAGUCCUUGGACCGUUGGGGCGCCACAGAUGACAUGUGAACCAUCCUCCUCCUCAUUUCCUCAUGUCCCUUAGUCCUUGGACCGUUGGGGCGCCACAGAUGACAUGUGAACCAUCCUCCUCCUCAUUUCCUCAUGUCCCUUAGUCCUUGGACCGUUGGGGCGCCACAGAUGACAUGUGAACCAUCCUCCUCCUCAUUUCCUCAUGUCCCUUAGUCCUUGGACCGUUGGGGCGCCACAGAUGACAUGUGAACCAUCCUCCUCCUCAUUUCCUCAUGUCCCUUAGUCCUUGGACCGUUGGGGCGCCACAGAUGACAUGUGAACCAUCCUCCUCCUCAUUUCCUCAUGUCCCUUAGUCCUUGGACCGUUGGGGCGCCACAGAUGACAUGUGAACCAUCCUCCUCCUCAUUUCCUCAUGUCCCUUAGUCCUUGGACCGUUGGGGCGCCACAGAUGACAUGUGAACCAUCCUCCUCCUCAUUUCCUCAUGUCCCUUAGUCCUUGGACCGUUGGGGCGCCACAGAUGACAUGUGAACCAUCCUCCUCCUCAUUUCCUCAUGUCCCUUAGUCCUUGGACCGUUGGGGCGCCACAGAUGACAUGUGAACCAUCCUCCUCCAUUCCUCGCUGUUAUUUAUUUAUUUAUUUAGGCAUUUUUAUAUAGCGCUUAUCAUAAAGCUCUAAGCUUUAUAAUUAAGUUAUAAUUAAGUUUUGGAAAUAAAUGUACUUAUCAAAUACCCCAAGCCAUAUUGUGGCGUAAAUUGUAUUGUCUGUUGCACCCAGCUAAGCUUGGGCCCAUAAUGUGUUUUCCUAGGCACGCAGCAAUUCUUCGGCGCAUAAUGUGUAUUUUCGUAGGCACCCGACAUAUUGGGGCACAUAAUGUUGCUGUCUUUGUACCAGGCCAUACUGUGGAGCAUAAUUUGUGCUGUUAUUGUACCAGGCCAUACUGUGGAGCAUAAUUUGUGCUGUCUUUGUACCCAGCCAUACUGUAGAGCAUAAUUUGUGCUGUCUUUGUACCUAGCCAUACUGUACCACAUAAUUUGUGAUAUCUUUGUAUCCAGCCAUACUGUGGAGCAUAACUUGUGCUAUCUUUGUGAACCCAGCCAAACUGUACCACAUAACUUGUGCUGUCCUUGUACCCAGCCAUACUGUGGCGCAUAAUUUGUGUUGCAUAGUGUAAAAUAUAAAAUUGCAUCCAUAUCCCCUACAAACAAAGUUUAUGUUUUUAAAAAACAUUAACAAAAGCAGCCUAGAGUUAUUUAUAUCGGUAUUUUUCAAACUUUAAUAUUUAAAGAAAAUAUAACAAUGCAAUUAUCAUUCUUUAACGCCCAUGCUCUACAAAAAAUAUAUAUAUAUAAAAAAUUAAAAUCACAUUCUUCACUUACAACAAAGUUUAGUGUUUUAAAUAUAUGUAGCAUUAACGACUUCAAAAAAUUGUUACCUUUAUUAAAUAUUUGGUAAACCUCUGCCUACCUUCUGGAAUGUAUAUUGUGAAAAUCGUUCUAAAGAAGAUUCUUAUUUUCAAAGCCGCAUAUCGUUUCCAGUUUCAAAAUGCAAAAAAAAAAAAAAAAAAAAAAAAAAAAAAAAAAAAAAACAAUAAACCAAAUUAAAAAAAAAAAAAAAAAAAAAAAAAAAAAAAAAAUAUAAAAAAAAAUCCAUAUUCCGUAUUUAAAUAAAAUCAUAAAACCUCUUAAUUUGUUCCCGUCCCUGAAUUUUAUUUUCCGGAAAUGAAAAAGAAAAUGUAAUUUAUUUUUAAAGUUUAUAUUUUCAAUCCCGCAAAGCGAUUGUGCUUUAGAUAUUGUCAUUCUCAUAAAAAAUUAAAGGACUUUCGUUUUUUUAGAAUUUUAAUUGUAUUUCCGAAAAAUAUUUACAAUACAUUCUAUUUAAUUGAACAUUUUGUUAUCCUUGGAAAUAUUUGCCCUUCAUGGACUUUUGAUAUAUGGAUACACGUCGGUUCAUGUGUCCACAAUGUGUCAGUGACGCUGAAAGGCAUUUUCCGAAAUUACAGUAACUCGUAUUUAAUUUUUUUGGAAAGAAAAUCUAAAAGCUCAUAAUCACCACUGUAAUAUUAUCGAAUUUAACUAUAUCCUUAUUCAGAUAAUAACGCACACAUUCCAUAAGUUUUAUAAUUGGUACAGCAAUAUUAUUUAAACUUAAUGUUACGGAAAUAUAAUUUUCAUUUCACGAAUAUUUAUAAUACAAUGACGCCUUUUAUACAAUCUAACAUUGAGGUUUUCUACUAAACUAAACUAAUAUAAUUUAAUUUUAUAACAAUUUCUUUCAAAUGAAUACAACACUACACAGAGGAAAGCAUUGCUCCAAUCUCUUUCACUAGGCACCUCUGGAAAACACAAAAUCUGGUCUCGUGGUUUCAUUAUUUUCGAAACGUUUUAAAAACAACAUUGGUACUUUAUGUCAAGAAAAUCGAACGCGCUCUAUUGACCUGUUUCAAUAAAGUUCUUAUAAGAUUACUCUAAUUUGUGUUCCAGCAUUUUCAAGCAAAAAUUUUAAUUUUAUAUCCUUUGAAGAGUGACAAUGGUUGUGUAUUUCGAUGAUAUUAGUAUUAAUACUAUUUCUUCACAAAAGACUCUCAAGGCUGUUAAAGACGUGAAUAAAGGUUAAGAGAUUCUUCUUUAGAUUAAAUCAUUAUUUGUUUUCCGAUUUUCAGAUAAUAUAGUAGAAAAAAAGGCACAAGUUUGGUUACACUCUUACUGAAGAUAUCAGUAGGCCUAUACCAAGUAUCCGUUAAUAGAAAAUAUAUCUCAAAUGAUGUAUAGAGCUUCUGUUGCAUAUUUAAGAUUAUGCUUUCACAAUUUUCAAAGGAAAAAAAAAAUGUAUUUCUUGGGCACGUAUUUUUUUGUAUUUCAAGGUAGGGUAGGCCCAGAAUUUAACAAUAAAAAAACACAAAACAUAUAAUAUAUUUCUCUAGCGUAGAAAUGAGCCGUCAAUGAACUCCUGUAGUUACCAUACUGAUUUUUUAGAUUUGGUGUUUUAAGGUCAUGUUUAGAGAAAGCAGUUGUUGUUUAUGAGCGUGGGGUAGUGUAGGCUAUAUAGGCUAUAUAAUAUGUAGCAGAAAAUCUUCUUAACCCUUAAUGAUGUUAGAAAACAGUAAAAAAAAAUAUACUUAAAUAAGCAUAGGUGAUUUAUUUUUAUCAUUUCUAAAUUGAUUUGAUUUCCGUAAUUUAAUAGACAAAUUCUUAUCUUUCUUUUUAAGAAUACGAACCUAUUUAAAAUCAUUUCGUUUUUUAAGCGUUGUGUGAUCAGCCUAGCUUUUUCAUAUCUAUUUAUAUAUGUGAUACGUUUUACAUCUUUGAGAGGUCAAGUAAUUUAACACUGAACACAAUGUUAAUAUUUAAUAGCACCACACACAGGAAAGACGUUUGUGAAACCCCUCCCCCCCCCAAAAAAAAAACAACAAAAAAACAACUUUACAUUAAAAGAUCAUGACUGAUCUAUACGCAACACAAACUUAUUUUCAAAAUAAUUGUAUAGGUCAUAUAGGGAAAAAUUCUAACGUAGAUCUCCGGACCCAGGCAUUUCCUGACAUAAAAUAUUUUGUAUUAUUAGUGUGGGUAAGAUAAGUAAAAUAAGGGCCUUCAAUACAUGGUGUCUGAUCCUUCAAUUAAUUGAUACCAAGCCACACAUUUUUAUUUUUUUCCGUAGCGAACCCACCUGUGCUCGUCCUGGAAUAGAGAAUGAGUACAGCCCCUUACUUGAUGAAACGCCGACAUUUGCAUGGAACAGGGUCCAGUGCACAGGAGAUGAGAACAUCUUAAAUAAUUGCCCCAGGAACAACACCACACCGCCAGGACAAUGUAGUCGACAAGAGCUGGCUGGGGUACAGUGUGUUGUGAUCAAUGAGACUUCUGCUGGUAAUCUUAAACAUAAUUUUAUUACAACUUUAAAUGAGUGUCUUUGCAGUGGCGUAAGACAAGGGUAGUGGUACCUACGACAGUGGCUGGGGUCCGUAAGACAGGGGCAAUGGUCUCAAAGACAGUGGUGGUGGUCCGUAAGACAGGGGCGGUGGUCCGUAAGACAGGGGCGUUGGUCCGUAAGACAGGGGCUGUGUUCCGUAAGACAGGGGGGUGGUCUGAAAAAAGGGGUGGAUGUCCGUAAGGCAGGGGUUGUGGUUCGUAAGACAAGGGCGUUGGUCCGUAAGACAGCCGCGGUAGUCCGUAAGACAGGGUCUGUGGUCUGAAAGACAUGGAUGGUUUUCCGUAAGACAGGGGUGGUGGCCUGAAAGAUAGGGGUGGUCCGUAAGACAGUGGCGGCAGUCCGUAAGACAGAGGCAGCGGUCCUUGAGAUAGGGGUGGCUGUCCGCAAGACAGUGGCGGCAGUCCGCUACGGGUGGAAAUGUAAAAAAAAAUAAGCUUGUUAAGUGGCAAAGUGUUGAACUUGAAAAUGGCUUAGCCACGUCAAAACGACGUGGAUUUGACAAACUGUUCUUGGCUCAGCACCCUUUAAAGAUGAUACAGCUAAACUCAGUGUGUGUUGCUUUUAUUGACACAGCUAUGGAAGCUCAGAUGGAAUGUUCGAACUUAAACGGAGACAUCGUAGUCCACUUCACACACGACAACUUCCCUACCAUAAACGAUGACAGCAUCAGGGUCGCCAACACCCCCGCGGACUGCACGACACGAGCUCAGAGAGUGCAGUCCACUGGGCCGGAAAAAGGGAAUUACAACCUGAGAAUCCCUGCACAAGGUUGUGGUACAACCAAGACUGUGAGUAUUUGGUUCUACUUUUUUAUCUUUCGUUAAGAAUUUCCUUACACUGAAAGAUUUGAACUACAAGAACAACAACAAGACACUGGUUGAGCUGACAGUGUUAUUAAUAGUAUAGAUCACCUUGUGGUGAAAAUAAAGCUCACACGAUCAUACUUUCGUCAAAUUUGCGUCAAUUUUUUUUUAGAAGUCCCUGUUUGUGUAACAACAUAGUUCGCUGAAAAAGAAAUUGGAAGACAAUUUGACGAAAAGUUGAAGAAGAUUAGAUUUUGUGACCUUAGCAUUAUGCUCCAUUGACAGAUUAUAUUAUUAAAUGAUAUCAUUUUAACAUGAUGUACAUUCUAAAUUGCUUUGACAAAUUUGCGCUGAAUUUUAAAAAAUUUUAAACCAAGUUUAAAAAAAGUUAAAUCUAACUUUGAAUGUCAACCAUACAACCAGGACAAUUCUACACACAUUUGCUACAGUAACACAGUGGAGUAUGACAAUGAAGCUUAUAGAGGCAACCUUCUGUUAGACUACAAGAAGAAAACGUAAGUCUUAUUUUUGCUUGCAUUUGUUUAAAAUUUAAUAUCUGCAACCCUAAUUCCAUAUGUUUAUAUAUUUGGUUGAUAGAUUUGGUUGAUAGAUUUGGUUGAUAGAUUUGGUUGAUAUAUUUGGUUGAUAGAUUUGGUUGAUAGAUUUGGUUGAUAGAUUUGGUUGAUAGAUUUGGUUGAUAGAUUUGGUUGAUAGAUUUGGUUGAUAGAUUUGGUUGAUAUAUUUGGCUGAUAGAUUUGGUUGAUAGAUUUGGUUGAUAUAUUUGGUUGAUAGAUUUGGCUGAUAGAUUUGGUUGAUAGAUUUGGUUGAUAGAUUUGGUUGAUAGAUUUGGUUGAUAGAUUUGGUUGAUAGAUUUGGUUGAUAGAUUUGGUUGAUAGAUUUGGUGUGGUCAGCCUAGAAAGGUAAACGUUCUAAAAAAAAAAAAGGAAGGAACAGAAAAGAAAAUAAAAAAAACAAAAAAAAAAAAAAAAAAAAAAAUAAAAAAAAAAAAAAAAAAAAAAAAAAAAAAAAAAAUAAUAAAAAAAAUUUGGUUGAUAGAUUUGGUUGAUAGAUUUGGUUGAUAGAUUUGGUUGAUAUAUUUGGUGUGGUCAGCCUAGAAAGGUAAACGUUCUAAAAAAAAAAAAGGUUGGGCCAGAAAUGCUAAUUACAAAAACAAAAAAAAAACAAAAAAAUAAAGUUAAAAGUUAAACAAAAUAAAUAAAAAAUAAUAAAAUAAUGAAAAAAGUGUAUUAAUUAAAAAACAUGGUACAUAGCAGGAACCAGUUAAUUAAAUGUCGUGGUACUAAGUAAGGAACGAAGCAAUAACAACAAUAACAAUAACCAGAAUUUUUUUUUUGAAAAUAUCAGUUUCUAAAAAACUAAAAAGAAUAAUCGACGAAUAUUGUAGUCGAAUUAUAUGAAUUUAUUUCCCAAUGACAUUUUGGUUCUCUUGUGUCUCCGUAAAUGAGGUUGUCUUCAUGAUGUCCUUCCCGAUAGAAUGUGUAAAUAUAAACUAGUUACAAUUCUUGUAAUUAAAAGACCUACACAAGAUCAUUUCGUCGUUUUUAAUCUGUUCAUUUUUAUAUAAAAAAUACAAAUCUUGAACUCCCAUUUAACAUUCUUAAAUACUUGCAUUUAAAAAAAACCUUUGAAAGACAGAUUUCAAACAUUAUUCCUUAAUCAAAAUUAAUAAAAAUCUUAUUGCUAAACUAUCGAAAAGCAAGACUGUGUUACUCUUCCAACCUCAGCUUCUCAGUAAGCUGCUGUAUGCCAACUGACAAGAACGUCAGCAUUAAGUUCAUCCCCAAGACCCAGGAAUACGCCCAAAGCAUGAGUCAAACAUUCGACUACACGGUAAACGUUCAAUAAUGUAUUAUACAUUCGUUCAUUCUUUGUCUACCAUUCGUAUGAACAAUGGCUUUAGGCAUCCAUUACCAUUAUAGUAUAAACUUUGGUUAUUUUAUUUAAAAGGGAUUUAAUUUCCUUAAAGAUUGUUCAAAUUUAUAACUAUAUGUUGUAAAGUUUCACAGUUUUACAAUUUAUUAAAUGACCUAUGAUUUUGGCUAAAAUGUCAAAAUCAUACUAGUUGAUUUUUUAGGAAAGACCUUUUCAAAGUAAUCCACUUUAACUAUACAUAAAUGAAUGUUAAUUUCAAAUAUUAGAAACUAUGUAAUGAAACCUAAUUCAAACGUAAGGUAAGUAAUGCUGUUAGAUUUGGUGUCUCCUGAAUUGGUAUGUGCUAGAUAAAGUGACAAGCUCAAUAUUUUGUGACAGACAUAUUAAGGUAUUUCAAAGUAAUGCCUAUAGCUAUUUUCUCCACAGCCUGAGAUCAGCUUCUACCAGAAUGAAAGAUGCGAUGACAAAAUCACCAGAGACCCUUACACCGUGGAGGUCGGCGAUUGGGUGUACAUUGGCGUCAGUGUCAAGGCCGAGAACCAGUCCCUGUUCAGAGACAGUGAUCUGAAGCUGGUCGUAACAGGUUGUACCGCCAACCCCAUUCGAGGAGAUAAGAUCAGUAACGCCCCCGAAAUUGCGACAUUAAUUGACGAAAAGUAUGUGGCUAGAGGAUAGAUUAAAUACAUUUUAAAAAUGCGUUGAGUAUGUUCCCACACAAAGAAUAAUUUAUAAAGAAAUUAAAAAAAAAACACUAUUUUACGUUAGCGUAAAUUUUAACUUUCAUGAAAUAGUUAUACAUUGAGAUCAGUGACUAUAAUAUUUUCUAAACUAUUCAGAAGAAGUCAAUCUGUGUUUAUAUUCAUUAAUGCUUUAAUAGAGGUAAAAUACCCGAAACAACAACAAACAAAUAAACAAAAAACACCAAAAAAAAUUAAAUAAAAAAACUUAAAGAACACUUUAAAAACCCUUUAAAUUAUUUUUUUUCAAGUUAGCUCAGGAAUAUAAAUAAUUCAUUGGCGACCAUUUAAGUGUUGAUGUGACAUUGGUAGAUCACUUUUCUGUUAUUAGCACUAGAUCCACGCAAACAAGCAUUGUGGUUUUAGAAAUGUCUAAAUGGAGGCCAUUUUGGUAAACACAAUAGUCUAUUAACUGCUUCCUUAGAUUGAACUAGGAAUUCACAACUCUGAUGUCAUUAAGUGAAUUUGAGUUUUCAUUAUCACGCACAAGGUCCGUUGGUUUCUUAUCAAAAUGAUCCUUUAUUUAUCUGAUGUUGCUGUCAGUACAGUCUCUUAGGUUCUGAAAUUUGUGUUUGUUUACAUUUUUUACCAGCCACCAAGCUAGGUACAUUGUUGUUGUAAGAAGUAUAUUUAGCACAAUAACACCAUUGUUGUUAGAAGUAUAGUUAGCUUAUUUCCUACUGAUCUUGUAAGAAGUAUGGCACUUUUCACUACUGCUGUAAGAAGUAUAAUUAGCACUUUUCACUACUACUGUAAGAAGUAUAUUUAGCACGUUUCACUACUGCUGUAAGAAGUAUAAUUAGCACUUUUCACUACUGCUGUAAGAAGUAUAAUUAGUACUUUUCACUACUGCUGUAAGAAGUAUAUUUAGCACUUUUCACUACUGCUGUAAGAAGUAUAGUUAGCACUAUUUCACCACUACUGUUAAAAUUGUGUGUGUUUUUUCUCCCACCGUAGAUGUCCAUCUGAUCUGGCCAGUGUCACCACCUACCCCAUCAGCAACACCACUGAAGGUUUUCGAUUCAGAGCUUUCAAGUUCUUCGGCUACUCCUCUGUCUACGUCAGAUGUCACCUGCGUGUCUGCCUAUCGUCAGAUCCCAAGCCCCAGUGUGAUAGGUGAGAUGCGUAUAAUAUACGUUAAUAAUAACGAUUUAAUAAUACAUUUUUAAAGAGAAAAACAUGGAUAGCGAAAGUAUGUUUUUUUUUUUUUUAAAUUAAAAUACAUCUCACUAUAUUUAAAACACUUUCUCUCUAUAAAUUCUAGCUUCUCGUAACACGUCUUAUUUUUAUUUUUUAAAAUAAUAUUAAACAAUUAAAACCCUACAGUCGUAAAAUUAUCCAUAAACACAUUGUAGACUGACUGAUAACUUCAAACGUUAUAUUUGAUAUACAAUUUAUGAUUUUUAUUGUUAUAUUAAAAUGAAUCUAACCAUCGUUCUAUCUUCUUCAUUUUUUUCUAUCUUUAGAUCCUGCGUUAAAAGUAACAUCGUUGGACGUAAGAGGCGUAACUUGGCUGAUAAAGUAACUGGACUGGACACAGUUGUCUCCCAGGUUCUACAGAUCACCGACCCGAUGCAGCCCCCAUUGAAUGCACUGCCAGCCCAGUCACACGAAGACAGGAUGGUUGAAAGGACCAAUCUACGUUUUCUUAAGCUUUAAGAUUAACGGUCCAUGACAAGGCUGACCUAGUUAUUUAUAGCUUGUGAUUCUGGGAAUUUGCGAGUUCGGAGAAUAAUUUCA
Messenger RNA from Lymnaea stagnalis (great pond snail), 23756 nucleotides. The record is from the annotation of a GenBank genome assembly. Lineage: Eukaryota; Metazoa; Mollusca; Gastropoda; Lymnaeidae.